AAUAAAUGUAAUAAAUUUGUAAUAUAUGUUUUGGAAGGAGGAAAUAGUAACAGCUAAUUGAAAAAAUACAGCUUAUAGCAUGUAUUAUUUUCUAACAGCUGAAAGUCAUUUAUACGUUGGAAUUGUGAAUUAUUAGAGGUGAUACAGAAAACAAAAAACUAAAUCCAGAUCAAAAUACUACUUAAAUGAUUCAGUAAACGUUGAAACUGUUGUAUUCAUUUGUUUUUGAUGUAAGCGUCACGUGACAUUACUUCCGGGAUGGCGUCUUUAGAUAUUAUUCUUAAGAAAGUGAACAAAACAUACAGAGAAGGCGAAGUAGUUUCCGGAGUGGUGGUUGUUCACAGCAAAGAUACACUACACCACCAGGGUAUAACUCUCUUAUGCGAUGGAUCAGUCAGUCUUCAGCUCAGUGCUAAAAGUGUGGGCCUAUUUGAAGCUUUCUAUAAUUCCUUAAAGCCAAUUCAGCUGCUAAGCUACACACUUGAGGUUGCUAAACCAGGUAAACUACCAGCAGGAAAGACAGAGAUUCCUUUUGAAGUCCCCUUGAAGGCCAAGGGAAACAAAACACUCUAUGAAACAUAUCAUGGAGUCUUUGUCAAUAUACAGUACCUUGUACGAGUUGAUAUGAAGAGGUCUCUCCUGAACAAGGACUUAUCAAAGCAAACAGAAUUCAUUGUGGAAUACAAGGAACAAAAGAGUGCAUCUUCAGCAGAUGCUGUGAAACCUGUCCCAUUUACAGUUACUCCUGAAACCCUACAGAAUGUAAAAGAGAAUUCCAAACAAAAUGUUCCCAAAUUUUGCGUGAAGGGAAAACUAAAUUCCUCGACAUGCUGUCUGACCAAGCCUUUUACAGGAGAGCUGGUGGUUGCUAGUAGUGAAGUAGCGAUUAAGUCUAUAGAGAUGCAGUUAGUCAGAGUGGAGACGUGUGGUUGUGCAGAGGGAUAUGCUAAAGAUGCCACAGAGAUUCAGAAUAUUCAAAUAGCUGAUGGUGAUGUGUGUCGUAACCUGACAAUCCCUAUCUACAUGGUGUUUCCCAGACUCUUCACAUGCCCUACACUCGCCACUAAUAACUUCAAAGUUGAGUUUGAAAUUAACAUAGUGAUAGUCUUCCAAGAUGACAACCUAGUAACUGAAAAUUUUCCAAUAAACCUCACAAGGUACUGAAACAUCAAAGCAAGACACUGGAACAACAACGAAGCAAGACUUUGGAACAACAACGAAGCAAGACAUUGGAACAACAAAGCAAGACACAAAUGACAAAGCAGGACUCUAGGACAACAAAGCAAGAGAGUAGAACAAUGAACUCAAUGUCAAUUCUUUAUGCCUUAUUGCCUUACUGGUGCUAUAUUGUGAUCAGUUUGCCAGGCUUAAUUUUAUCAAUACAUUUCAAGGUGAAGAAUUUGACAGAUUGAUUUCAAAUUUUCAGGGAUGUUUCUUUGAAGUGAAUAUUUU
Molecule: messenger RNA, 1452 nt
Organism: Owenia fusiformis
Lineage: Eukaryota; Metazoa; Annelida; Polychaeta; Sabellida; Oweniidae
Source: the annotation of a GenBank genome assembly